Molecule: messenger RNA, 2287 nt
Organism: Leptopilina boulardi
Lineage: Eukaryota; Metazoa; Arthropoda; Insecta; Hymenoptera; Figitidae
Product: ELMO domain-containing protein 2
Exons: 2
Coding region: 606-1544 (312 amino acids)
Molecular function (GO): GTPase activator activity
Source: RefSeq, a predicted model, not a curated record
GUGUAUAUAUAUUUCAAUGAUUUUUUCACUUUCUUUUUAAAAGUUUCAAAUAAAUAUAUAUUACAAGAAAUUUUUAGUACAAAUAAAAAAAUUAUAAUUUAUGCAGAUAAAGGAAUAUGAAAAUAAUAAACUUUUUUUGAAUCAUAAAAUUUUAAUGAGUCAAAAAUAUAUAAGUAUCGAUUAUAUUUUCCGACAAAACAAAUCAAUCAUAUAACAUAUAUAAAAUUAUUAUUUUUGAAAGUUUCUGAACAAAGUAAACAUAAAUUAUUAACAUUGUUUUAUUUGUCGUUUUUUAUUUUAAUUUUUUGUAAUCAGUGAAAAAAAACAAUAUCAAAAACAAGGUUAAUUAUUCCUUGAAACGUCAAAAUUCAUUUUACGAUGACAGUUCGGUUGUGGUGUGUGUGUGGUCUAUGUUUGAAUUAAUUAAGAAGCAAGUAUUAAAAAACAUUAAAAUUAAUAUUUAAAUAAUCAAUUGUAUUUAUAACAGUUGAAUGGAAAUGAAUCAUAAUGAGAAUUACAGUAGAUCAAAACAUCGAUAUUCUUCAAAAUAGUGCCAUAUAUAAUUUAUAAUAAUUCUCCAAAGAAUCUAUAUAGAGAAGAAAAAAAUGAUUCGAUACGUUUGGUCAAUAAUCUGUUGGUAUUUUAGAUCAUUUGUAAAAUGGAUUUUACGUUUUACAACACGAAUGUGUGAAUUACAAAGAAUUUGCUAUGGAGAACCAUCAGGAGCACAACGAACACUAGCUGUGGAGCAAUCACUUCGACAGUCGAAAAAUCCAAAUAUCAAGGCUCUUGUUGUUCAUUUAGAUGAGAUUGCCGAUCAACAGGCAAUUAGUAUUAAAACAGAACGAGAAAUUUUAGAAGAAGCAAUAAAAACUAUUCUUAAUGCUAAAGAUAUUAAUCCAUUUGCUCAUCCAAAAUUCGCCAAAUCAUUUGCUAAGUGUGUUGAGUCUAUAUGGGGAUAUAGACAAUUAGCUGUUGAGUGCGAAGAACUUAGAAAAACGCCAUAUGAUCCAGAGAAUCCAGAACAUGAAAUGCUCUUAUUGAAAUUGUGGAAUUUAUUAAUGCCAUAUGAACCUCUUGAUUCACGAGUAACAAAACAAUGGCAGGACAUAGGAUUCCAAGGUGAUGAUCCUAAGACAGAUUUUCGUGGAAUGGGAAUUUUAGGAUUGGAGAAUCUUGUUUAUUUUGCAAGGGAAUAUCCAAGUGCCGCUAGUCAUGUCUUAUCACAUUCAACUCAUCCUCGUUAUGGUUAUGCUUUUGCCAUUGUGGGAAUUAAUCUUACAAGUAUGGCCCUUAGAUUACUACGUGAUGGAUCAGCUAAAACUCAUAUUUACAAUUCAUGUAAAACACUGCCGACUAUACGUGCCUUUCAUCAGUUUUAUAGCUACCUCUUUUAUGAAUUUGACGGAUUCUGGAUAGAAUCUAAGCCCAGUAAUAUGAUGGAAUUUUCAUCAAUACAAGUGAAAUUUGAAAAUACCAUUAAAAUGGCCUUGGCAAAUCCGACUACGAUAUUUAGGAUAAAUGUGUCUGUUGACAAUAUUUAGUAUAUUUAUAAAAUCGUUAAUAGUUUUUUUUUUCAACAUCAUUCUUUUUUAAUAGCAAAAUUUUCCAUUAAGAAAUUUACAAAUUUUUAAUUAUUUAUAAAAAAUUUCACAUUUAUGAACAUUUUUAAACUUAAAUAAUUUAACUAUAUAAUAGUUUUUUUUUUAGUUAUGAUCUCAUUGAGCUAGAAGUUAUAAAAUAAUUUUUUGUGGUGUUUGUUUAAAGUAAAAUUUAUGUAAUUUAUAUUUAUUUAAUUUAGCAAAAACAUAGAAAAUUGAUAAAUUUAGUACGUUUGUGGUAAAACGUAUCUUUUUAAAAAAGUUUUAUUUGCAGUUGAUUUUAAUAUCACUGUAAAAUAUGUUUGAAUCUGAAAGAUAUUAUUGUAUUUAUCUUUUUUUUUUUUGUUUAAAGUUUACUUCUGAAAUGAAUUUAUAAAAUUUUUUGAUGUUUUUAUAAAUAGAGCACAAUUUUGAAUAUUUCGCACAUAAGCCAUUGUCUAUUGUGAUUUGUACUAUUGCACUAGCAAAAGUAUAAAAAUAAUUUUAUUGCCAUAAAAUACCUCUUGUAUCAUUCCUAGUGCACGGUUUAUCGUCAAUAGUAAAUUAUAAUUCACAUUUUUUAAAUAUCAUACAUUGAUAUUUUGCAAAAUAUUUUUAUUUAUAAUAAUUCAAGCCCAAAUGAAGCAAAAUGAUUAAUUUUAUCAUUGUUAAUUAAAUUACAAUAAUAAUAAUAAUUUAAAACAUUA